Mucor mucedo is the source of this 1428-nucleotide messenger RNA. RefSeq lists its product as uncharacterized. The record is from RefSeq and is a predicted model, not a curated record. NCBI's taxonomy places the organism in Eukaryota, Fungi, Mucoromycota, Mucoromycetes, Mucorales, Mucoraceae. Bases 1 to 1428 code for a protein of 475 amino acids. The transcript has a single exon.
AUGGCCUCUACCUCUGCUUCUCUCGAACAAACUGUGUUGGACAAUCACCCCAUGCCUACUAACUGGUCUGCUAAUAAGCCUAAAAUUAUUGAAUUUUAUGGUUUCGAAGGUGAAGACUUUCGUUACUUCCGUUCUGUACUAGAAACAUUUUUCUCUCUUACUGGUAUUACCCAAGACCUUCGACGUGUUAAUGUCUUACGUACCCAACUCCGUCGCUCUGCUGGUGUUUUCUUUGACAAGUACUUGGAAAAGCAUGAUCUUACUGUUGGUAAGAUAUCCUACAAAGAAGCCAUCCAAAUAUUGCAAGAACAUUAUAUCACGGAACAAAUUAUUCAAAACUAUGAAUUGGCGUUUAAUGAAAUGCAACAAUCUCCUGGUGAAUCUCCCCAAGUUUUUCUUUCGCGACUAUAUGAAGCUGCUGAUCUCGCGGAUAUUCAAGAAGAAAAAUUAAUACACUCUCGUUUCCGUGCUGGUUUGCUCCCGGCGCUCAAGACUUUCUGUCGCGAACAAUCCGCAAGUUCUUUUGACCAAUGGGUUAAACACGCUGAUGGUUGGUGGAAUGCCCAUGCUCCUACUUCGAUAAACUUGGUCGAAAAUCCUUUUGUCUCCACGCCCAAUUAUUCUUAUUCUACUACUGGUAUUCCUCAAAGUAACAAGUCUGAAAAUGAAAAAUCUGUAAGGUUUCUAAAUGAUAGGGUUAGUACUUUGAAAAAUAUUGAUGGCAAAACACAUAAAUCAAACACAAAGGCGUAUGCUAGUGAAGAGUCACCUACUAUGACAGCUUUGACUGCCAAGUUGGAGGCACUUGAUCUUCAUCAGUUGAUACCUUUGAUUGAUUCAAAUGAAACUACCCAUGAAAAUAUUAAACAAAGUAUGACCGAAUCAUGGAAAACCGAUAAAGGUUUGAAAACUUUUAUCAAGAACAUCGUACAAGAAGUGGUGGAAAACGAUGUAAAAGAAGACGCUUAUAACAAUUACUCUGACAAUAAAAGAUAUCAUUCAAAAAAACCUUAUAGAAGAAAUUCUUAUCAAAAGGACGAUUAUUAUUUUGACAAUGAUGCUGCUAGUCCUGCUGAAGGUUACUACCUUUCUCGUCGCCAAUAUGAACAACAACAACAAGAUAACCGGCCUCGCAAUAAUUAUAAUAAUGGGUAUAAUUACAAUCGUAAUUCGUAUAAUCAAUCAGGAAGACAACCUUCUUACAAUAGCUCGGGUUCGUAUAAUUAUAACGACAACGCUCAUCAAAGUCAAUCUACGGGAAAAUAUAAUUCUCAACCUUAUAAUGGAUACCAAAAUUCACAUGGUCCUUCUUCGAAUCAAAACGCUUAUUCUCAUAAUAAUAACAGUAAUCCUCAAUCUUACCGUAACAAGGAUAACUCACGACAAAAUAACAAUUACCAAAAUGGACCCCAACCGUCAAAAAACUAA